Messenger RNA from Mangifera indica (mango), 764 nucleotides. RefSeq lists its product as uncharacterized. NCBI's taxonomy places the organism in Eukaryota, Viridiplantae, Streptophyta, Magnoliopsida, Sapindales, Anacardiaceae. The record is from RefSeq and is a predicted model, not a curated record. The coding region runs from base 154 to 615 and encodes 153 amino acids. The transcript has a single exon.
UAUGCAGACUGAUUACCAUGUGGCAGAAGAUUCUAGGAACACCCCAGCCCUCAAAUCCAGCAACUUCUAGUGUCUAAAAAACUUGCUUACGAUGACUAUAUAAAUCAUCAACCUUAUCCACGCUAAAUCACGUAAGCAGUUGAAGAAGUAAAAAUGAAGCCAAUUGAUGACAAGAAGGAAACGGUGACAAUCCGGGCGGUGAAUCACGACGAGGAAGGUCGAAAGAGAGUGGAAAAGAUAGAGCUAAACAGGCACAACAUCGACACCAUCAAGUACUUGGAGAAGAAACUCGCAGACAAGGGUGUGCAACGCCUGGAACGUCACCCCGCCGACGGGAUAGGGAUCGGCAGGCCUCCGCCGAAGUCUGGUCACGGUGGGAAGUACACGUGGGAGGGUCCUGAUGAGCUGGCGGAAAGCGAGUUGAACGCUGCUCCACCUGCUAUUGACGAGAAGGAUCCUAACUAUGUGGACGAAGAGGCUGAGGAGAAGAUCCUGAGAGGAGAAAACAGUGAGGUGGAGGGGCUGGUGGUUGGAGAGGUAGAGGUGGCGAAGGUGGCGGAGGAAAGGGAAGGAGUGGCAAGGGUUGAGAUUGAUCCUCACUUGAUAGUGAACUGAUUGUAAUUUAAUUUGAAGAUUUUUAGUUGAUUAAGCUUGCGUCUGUUGUGUGUUUAAAGUUAGUUGUUUUGUACAGUUCUACAUCAGAAGUCGAUUGUAAGAAAGGGAGAUUAUUUAAGUUAAAGCUUUCUUAACGAGAUUAGCAUCAA